GCUAAAAUUAAGCACUGGUCACAGGCCGAAGACUGUAUAACCCCAAAAUCACAGGUAUCAUCAUCAUCUUCGUCAGCAUCGUUGUUGCCGCCGCCGCUGCUGCUUCUUCUGAUGGAGCCCAUUGAAGAACUCAGCAAGGCUGCGGCGCUGGGUAGAACGGUAGAAGUGGAGCUACUUCUGGCGCGGGGAGUGAAUCCUAAUGGCACCAACAGCUGCGGCAGAACGCCCAUCCAGGUGAUGAUGAUGGGCAGUACUGCGGUGGCACGUGCGCUGCUGGCCGCUGGGGCUGACCCCAACGUUCGCGAUGCGGUGCUGGGGCUCACCCCGGCGCACGACGCGGCUCGCGAGGGCUUUGUGGCCGUGCUGGCCGAGCUGCGCGCAGCCGGCGCGAGCCUCUGGCAGCGCGACAACCUGGGCCGCACGCCCACAGACCUGGCAGCAGCCAAUGGUCAUCUCGACGUCGUAGAUUUCAUUAACUCCGUCGUCGAUUUCGGCGCUGGGGACAACGGGGUGAGGGAGUAG
Molecule: messenger RNA, 522 nt
Organism: Lethenteron reissneri (Far Eastern brook lamprey)
Lineage: Eukaryota; Metazoa; Chordata; Hyperoartia; Petromyzontiformes; Petromyzontidae
Product: cyclin-dependent kinase inhibitor 2A-like
Biological process (GO): regulation of G1/S transition of mitotic cell cycle; negative regulation of cell population proliferation; regulation of cyclin-dependent protein serine/threonine kinase activity
Cellular component (GO): nucleus; cytoplasm
Molecular function (GO): protein kinase binding; cyclin-dependent protein serine/threonine kinase inhibitor activity
Source: RefSeq, a predicted model, not a curated record